CAACUAUUCUUUACUUGAUAUAGAAAUGAACUGAAGAGUCAACAGAUCAUGAAGGACGAUGCCUACAGAGUUAUACAGCAAAAAUUAAUCGAUACAUUUGAAGAGGAAAAAGCUCAGUAUAUGGAUGAACAAGCCUUUGAACUAGCCAAGCUGGAGCAUCGGUAUAACUUGGUAAAGGAGGAAUUGCAGGCUCUUCAAACGGAGGUAAAUGAGAGACAGGUGUUGACGGAACGAGGUGUGGAGUCUACAGCUGAAGAGGAAAUAACUGAGCAGUGCACCCUAGUAAUCGCACAGGAGCGUGUUGUGCAGCUGGAAGCCGAACUAGUCGCUUUAAGAAACCAAAAUGCAAAGCAUGAAGCAAACGCAAACGGCUAUGGUGUGGAGGUAGAUGAACUUAGAAGAAGUGAAGUUUGCCUCAAGACGGAGCUCAAGCGUUCGGAAUCACGCCUAUUGAAGUUACAGCAGGAGUUGUAUGAAAUGAAGAAGCACACGGAGUUACUGGAACAAUCACCCAAGGUAGAUUUACAUAUACUGGAAGGAGCACGAGUACAUGGUAACAGUGAGAUGAGGCUUGAAGAUGAUCUCGUAAUUACCAGAAAAGAUAUUACUAUGGAGCAGAGUGGAUAUGAUAGCAUGGCUGAACGCAUAAUUAAGCUCCAAGAGGAUUGUUUUAUGGCUCAAGAAGAAAAGCUGCGGACCGAAGGGCUCCUGAAUCGUGUUCAGAUGGAACUUGUAGCUGCGAGGGAUGAAGUUGAGAGACUACAGGCCAGUCAGGAUGAGGUUCAGAAUGAAUCUAGUUUCUAUAGAAAUCUAGAACAAGAACUUGUUCAGACGAAAAGUAGUCUUAAGCAACUUCAAGCAGAGCUUAAAGAUCAUGAUGCAGUUGUAAAAGACUUGGCUGCACUGCGCAAGCAACAUGAAGAGAUGGUGGCGGCCGCAUUGGAUCAGAAGACGACUUGGACAACACGACUAUCUAGUCUCACACAGCAACUUGAGGAUCAACGCUUAGAGUACCUUCAUUUAAAGCAGGCAGCCGAGAAGGGACAGGGCACUCCCUAUGAUGUCGAUCUGGAAAGUCUUAUGUCUGAGAUACAGCAUCUCAAGACAGUGCUGGUUGAAGAGAGGAGAGGGAGCGAGGAGCAGAUCCAUGCAUUGGAAGGUCAAAUCCGACAAGCAGAAGACAUGCUGCAGGAAAAUCAAAAGGAGAUGGAAAGGAUAAAGAUUCAGUCAAAAGUAGCAGAGAGCGAGCUGGCGGCCCUCAGAGGUUAUCAAGAUGAGGAAAAGUGGCGCUAUGAUCAGCAUAUGGACUCUAUCUCACGACUACAGAGUCAGCUUGAAGAUACUGUUAGCAAGCAUACUACAGUUGUUGAUGAGGCAACGCUGCGUGAAAAAAGGUUAAGGGUAGAAAUUUCGGCCUUGGAAAAGUCGAAGCUAGAGUUGGAAGCCCAGGUUCACUCACAGAUUGUUUAUGCAGAGAUGCAAAAGGCUGAAAACCAUUCUCAAAUGGACACGAUUCAAAAGUUACAGGGAGACCUAGUCAUGUUUGCCGAUAAGGCACCUGAAGUUAUUCACUUGAGAAAUAGCUUAACGAAACUUCAGGAUGAACAUCAGCAGGCGUCAGAGCAAACGCAACUCAUAGUUGAUCUCUUUGAGAAAUUAGUGCCGCUACCAGGAGAAUCGGAGAAGUUGAAUGCUUUAGAGGAAAUUGUUAUUUCAACGCUCACUAACGUGAGGCUUUUGGGAUAUUCGAUCCAGCCCUUGACGCAAGUGGCUCUUCAGCUAAUUGAACUCCAGAGAUCUAUAGUGAAGAGCCGAGCAAGCGCACCUGUAGAGAGAGAGACGCAGCAGAUUGAUGGACCUGGCCGUGAUGCGGGACUGCUAUCCAAUAAUAAUGAGCCUAUGAAUACCAGUGAUCACGCCUUGGAGGUGAAAGAGCUGCAGGAAAAGUUGGUAAAAGCUGAACAUGGUAUUCUCAAAUUACGGCAAUUUAUUCAUGAGUUUCAGGCCGAAGAGAAAAGAACCAUCCUUGAGUUGCAGCAGCGACUUGAAGAAUCUGAAAAUGAGAACAAUCAUGUUCGCUCACAACUAGCGAAGGCUCAGGCGAUGCUAUUAACAAAGUCCGCUGAGCUUGCGACAUUGACAGAUGGAUCUACCUCAGCAUCAGCUACGUCCUUGUCGCAAUCACCGAUUCAGGGACAGACAGAGGUACAACAUCUCAAACAGCAACCGCCACCGCAGCAACAAGGAGUAGAAUCUGAGCCAGAAUAUGUCCAAGGGAGAACCUUACCGACGGAUGAAAUGUUUAAAGUGUUUGAAGGUACUGGUCAAGUUCAUCGCGAGGCGAUUCUGGCGUUGGAACCUCUGCGUCAGCAGAAGGUGGAGCUAGAGCGUACUUUAUUAGAUCUUCGACAUCGGUAUGAGCAGUCUCAAAAGGAGAAUGAUGCACUGCUUUCAGAGUUGGAAGAAGAGAAUCAACGUUUGAAAGCCAGGGUCAUGCGUAUGAGCCCAGAUACAUCAUCGAAUGAGCAUCAAGAGAAGAUUCGUGAUCUUGAAUCGGAGGUAGAAGAGUUGAUGCGCCAACUCAAGACAGCACAGCGGGAACGAGAAUUCACUAGACAAGACAUGAGGUCCCUAAAGGCUGAGUUAGCCAAGCGCAAGGCGCAGGCCUGAGGUUUGUAUAUUUGAAAUAUUAUUUAAAAUAUAAAAAAUAAUAAAAAAAAUUAAAAGUUUAAAAAAAAGGGGGAGCGUGUGGAUGAUCAUGCUGACCAUAACCAGGCU
Lobosporangium transversale is the source of this 2778-nucleotide messenger RNA. RefSeq lists its product as hypothetical. The record is from RefSeq and is a predicted model, not a curated record. The transcript has a single exon. Lineage: Eukaryota; Fungi; Mortierellomycota; Mortierellomycetes; Mortierellales; Mortierellaceae. The coding region runs from base 49 to 2670 and encodes 873 amino acids.